Molecule: messenger RNA, 2295 nt
Organism: Strongylocentrotus purpuratus (purple sea urchin)
Lineage: Eukaryota; Metazoa; Echinodermata; Echinoidea; Camarodonta; Strongylocentrotidae
Exons: 13
Coding region: 1-1797 (598 amino acids)
Cellular component (GO): extracellular region
Molecular function (GO): protein binding; copper ion binding; oxidoreductase activity, acting on paired donors, with incorporation or reduction of molecular oxygen, reduced ascorbate as one donor, and incorporation of one atom of oxygen
Source: RefSeq, a predicted model, not a curated record
AUGUAUUCCCAUGGAGCUGGGGGCGUUGAGACAGGCAUCGCUACCGAUAACUUAAGUGGCACAACGCUAUGCACAUCGACGUCAUUGACAGAGGCUCUACAAGACAUUGUCGGUUUCAGCCCACUGAUCAACCAAAACGCUGUCACGCAUAUGGCGCUCUACGGUUGCCCGGACCAAGCGGCUAGCACACAAGACUAUUGGUCAUGCAAUACCAAAAACACGAGCGGUAUAUGCCAAGGACCGAUAGCAUUGAUGUUCGAAUGGUCACGUGAUCGAUGCGACAACUAUCUUGCCAUGGGAGAUGCUAUUACCGUUGGUGGCGCUUUUAUGCACAAUGUGGUUCUGAUGGUGAAUUACAAGAAAGGUGGUUUUGCAGACGACUCUGGCCUGGCUCUCAAGAUAAUGCCUUCCAGUGAUGGAGACAAAGGAGUCAUCAAGGCGGUCGAAUACUACUCAGAGGCUCUCAAAAACCCCAACUGCGAAACAGAAACGUCCGAUUCCUCCAAAUCGGACGAACUCGGUAACGAGGUUGGCUUGAGCAGCAGCUCAUCGCUGGCCAUCGAAGAGGAGUUUGGGAGCGAGUACUCCGCCAUCGACUACCUGCAGUCGAUCUUGGAGGAGAAUUCACAGUGGAUGAGCAGCAGCGAGCCUCGUGUCGAUUACGGAGUGGAUGGCUCCGACCAGCAGUCGUCCUACCAGUAUGGGGAAGAAUCGUACAUCGAUAACGCACUCAACGAGGAUUCCGUCUACCAGAGUUCUUCAGAUUGGUCCAUGCGACUUCAGGACCUAUGGGACUCUGCCAGCGCAAUGACCUAUGGUAUGGUACUACGUGGCUGGUGGCCCCGUGAAGAUGACCGUGUGAUUGGUCAGGUGGCCGGUAUAGCCACCGACUCCAUCGGUCAACUAUCCCUCCUUCAUCGCGGUGAUAGGCGAUGGGAAAACGGUGACUUUGACGACGAAGACAAAUUCUUGCUGGACGAGCCAAUUUCAGAUGAACUUAUUUUGACCCUUGACCCGGCUACCGGCAAUGUAAUCGACUCAUGGGGAAGUGAUCUAUUCUACAUGCCUCACGGUCUGUACAUCGACCCGGAAGAUAACAUGUGGAUUACAGAUGUAGCCUUACACCAGGUCUUCAAGUUUCCUGCAGGAUCCAAAGAACCAUCUCUGAUCCUGGGCACCAAGUUUGAACCUGGUCAAGACUUGGACCACUUCUGCAAGCCCACGGAUGUGGCUGUCGACAGUAGGACAGGAGAUUUCUACGUCGCCGACGGAUACUGCAACAAUCGCAUCCUUAAGUUCAGCUCGAACGGAACAGCACUACUGGAAAUAACAGCAGGCACGAUACCAGGAGCAAACCUCGCAGAGUGGUCCCCACUGAAAUCACUACGGAUACCUCACAGUCUCGCCUUGAUCGAGUCACGUGAUAUCAUCUGCGUGGCUGAUCGUGAAAAUGCCCGGAUUCAGUGCUUCAAUGUGACCAAUGGGGAGUUAGAACGACAGAUUGCGUCACCGAUGUUCGGAGAGCAACUCUUCGCCAUUUCCUACAACAGUGUACAAGACGUACUUUACACGGUUAAUGGACCCAACGAGGAAGUAGGAGUACCACCCCUCGCAUUCACGGUGGAUCUGGAAACAGGUGAAGUCCUGAGCACAUGGGACCCCUACCCUAAGGCAUUCGGAGUGGUACACGACAUCGCCACCUACUCUCCAGAUGGCGCUGUAUACAUGGCCGACAUCGGGCUCGAUCGCGUCUGGAAGUUCGAGACGACUUCGAACAGUCUCAGCAACGAGCUCUAAAUCAUCGUAACCCCCUCCCUAAAAAGAAAAUCAUAUUAUAAAGUUAUAAGAGUUAUAUAAUGAUACAGAGAUGAAUUAUAGUUUUUGACUGGGCAUUUAUGCGGUUCGGAACAUAACAAAUGUAUUUGAAUAUUGUAUAAUACUACACAUCAGAUAAUCCAUGUGCAUUCUACUUUGUUAUAAAAUUCAGGUAGAUACAAAUUAUAUUAGGUGCAAAAAUGAUAUAUAAGAAAGGUGUAAGGGCGUGAAUAUAGGUAUAAAUUUGUUGAUGACAAAUCUUCUAGCACACAAAGAUGGACAAUCAUUUAAUCUGUUAUCAUUUUCGUUUGAAUGGUCCAUAUUUAGACAAGCGAUUAUGUUCAAACUUCAUAUAAACUGUAGUAUGAAAUGGGUAUUUUGGUCAGAGAGAAAAUAUAUUAUUUAAAGGUAAAUACAACCUUGACAGCAAACUACUCUAGAGGAAAGCAACACAAACAUCAGUGAAGGAGACUUGUGAAA